Polistes dominula (European paper wasp) is the source of this 3645-nucleotide messenger RNA. Its product is annotated as dipeptidyl peptidase 9. Gene Ontology annotation, biological process: proteolysis. The record is from RefSeq and is a predicted model, not a curated record. NCBI's taxonomy places the organism in Eukaryota, Metazoa, Arthropoda, Insecta, Hymenoptera, Vespidae. Gene Ontology annotation, molecular function: serine-type peptidase activity; dipeptidyl-peptidase activity.
GAAUGAAAAUAAAUGAAUUUCGUUGUUUAUAAAAAAUUGCGUCCGCCCGUAGUCGUCAAUUGGUCCGUUCCAUUGGUGGAGGACGUCGACAUUUUUUUUCUCUACGAUCCGAUUGGUCGACCAAUAAAGAUGGUGGUGGUAUUUGUAUUUUGUAGUUUAAAACAAAAUUCUAAUUAUUCAAAGCUCCAACAUUAGCAUUGUGGAAGAAGAAAAAUUGAAAAGAUUGCAGUUUUGGCGCGAUUUUAUUCUCAUUCGUUUGGGUUUGAAAAUUUGUCGGUUGUCUUUGUCUCUUUGUCUUUGUCUGUCUGUCGGUUCAGGUAUCACAAAGAAAUUCUCCCAUCUGGCGUGCACGCCACACCGGUAUAGUCGUCAUCGUCAUCGUCAUCGUCAUCGUCAUCAUCGAGUAUUGCGAUAAGAAAAAAUAAAUAGAGGGGAAGCUGAAGGAGCGAAUAAAAAAAAAGUUUAGGUUAGAAAAUAAUGUUGUCACGCUGUGAUCGGUUAUCUUGUUCUUGUGUAACGGGCUAGAAGAAAUUUUUGGCGGUAGUAAAGCAAAGCAAAGCACGCGCAUCCGCGAAUUGCGAUAAAUUGAUGUCGUACUUUAGCGAGAGAAGGGAGACCUCCAGCGUGUUAGACAACGACGACGACGACGACGACAACGACGAAGACGACGACGACGACGACGAGGAAGAGAAGAAGGAGGUGGUGGAGGAGGAGGAGGAGGAGGUACAAGAAGAAAAAAGAAAGAGGUGAAAGUGAAUGGACGGACCGCGGGUAGAAAUAACCUAAAAAUAAUAAUCGUUCUCGUAGGAAGUAGGUGGUGGUGGUGGUGCAUGGUGCAAAAAAGAAUACUCCUAAAGGAAAAAUAAAAGAAGAAGAAGAAGAAGAAAAUCUUAAGAUAGAUAAAUAGAUAAAUCCUUAAGGGUGACGUCGCGAAUCGUUACAGGUGAUCGUCAUCAUGAUCGUUGUCUCACGUUGUCUACUACGAUGUCUCGUACCGUUGUACGCGUGACUUAGGAGAUAUUCAAAGAAACAUACAAUUAUAUAGAAAUAUGGAUACUUGUAACGAAAACGUAGAACAAACAGGAACCACCGAUGUAACCGUCACGAAAAAAACCUGGCAGGAAAUACGUGCAUCGGUUAGCGAUUUGAGAAGAAGAAUGUCAAGUGUAUCAGCAGGAUCUGUACCUGGAUCUAUAACUUUUCGAUCUUUACCUGAUGGACGCACCAGAAUAUAUUUUCUCAGUACACCGUACAAUGGUUGGGAAACCACACUUUUAUAUGUUGAUAUUGCACAUUCUGAUCAUGCCAAUGGGUAUCGUCUUCAUUGGCAACCAGUUAUAGAAGCAAAUUUUCAAAGUGUAUCCAGUACAAAUAGAUUGUCAAAGGAAGAACAGCUAUUGUGGGAAAGAAAAAGGCUAGCUACUUGGGGUAUAACUAGUUAUGAAAUUCAUGCUGAAAGUGGCAAAUUAGUUUUCCCAGCUGCGAGUAGUUUAUAUCAAUGUAUAGACACUGGCUUUAUGCCAGGACCCUUGUUCCCAUCUGAGAUUAGAAUAUCAACUGCUGGUGCUAAACUGUGUCCACAAAUUUGCCCAUGGAACAAUGCCUUAGUUUCUUACACUUGUUCCGGUGACUUAUAUUUGUCGCAUAGCGUUACAGGAUCAUCUGUGAGAUUAACUCAUGCUAGAAAAGGAGGCAGAAAUAUGGCAGAUGAUCCUCUUACAGCUGGAACUCCUUCUUACGUUAUGCAAGAAGAAUUCACGAGGUAUAUAGGUUUCUGGUGGCAGCCAAAAUCUAACGAUGGUAUUUAUAGAAUAGUAUAUGAAGAGGUCGACGAAAGUGAAGUGAAAAUAUUUUGUUUUCCUUCAACGUCGAAUUCCGAGGAUGUAGAUGAAUUUAGAUUUCCUAGAGCUGGUAUGCCAAACGCUAGGAGUAAUUUAAAAAUGGUGCAAUUCCGAUUAACGGAAACUCUACAGAUCGUUGACGACGAAAUAUUAGAACUACAGUAUCCUCUACAGAUUAUGUUUCCAUGGAUGGAAUACAUGGUUAGAGUUGGUUGGACCCCGGAUGCCCAAUACGUUUGGGUACAGCUAUUAGACAGAAAACAACAAAAGCUCGAACUGGUUUUAUUAUCGGUUGACAAUUUUUGUGAGCCUCCUACCAGUGUAUACAAUACUAAAUCAUCGUCUGGAAGCGUUCAGGUUUUAUAUUCCGAGCAGAGUGCAGUUUGGGUGAACGUCAAUGAUUUGCUUUACUUCCUGCCUUCGGAUGACCCUAACGAAGUUAAAUUUCUUUGGGGUAGCGAAGAAUCGGAUUUUAGACAUCUGUAUCUCAUAACAUCCAGCAUAAGUGGAUUAAGUAACGGAGUAGAAGAAUCCUUGGAUCGAAUGGAUAGUAUCUUUCUACAGCCACGAGUUACUUCAAAAAUUGCAUUGACCCAAGGUGAUUGGGAAGUAUUGGGUAAAAAAUUAUGGGUGGACGAGACCAAUUCUAUUGUUUACUUUUGUGGAUUGAGAGAGGGUCCAUUGGAACAGCACGUUUAUGCAGUCUCUCUUCGUCGUCCCCUAGAAAUAAGACUUUUAACAAGACCCGGUUAUAGUUAUAAUAAUGUAUAUUUUAAUAAGGAGUGCACUAUGCUCGUCACCGUUUACAGUUCCAUCAAAAUAUUUCCCAUAUGUCAAGUAUUUAGGGUGUCCCAAUCCGAUUGGACGGUAGAAAGUAUAACCCUAACUCCGGUUGGUUAUUUGUUGGAACCAUCUUCUCCCGAAUCGGAUUUAUUCGCACCUGAGAUUUAUACGCAUAAAAUAAUGUCAGGAGACACGAUAUACUCGAUGAUUUUUAAACCACAUAAUUUCCAAACGGGAGUUAAGUAUCCUACGAUAUUAAAUGUUUACGGUGGUCCAGAAGUACAACUUGUAUCGAAUACAUUUAAAGGUAUGAGACACUUAAGAAUGCAUAUGCUGGCUGCACAAGGCUAUUGCGUUGUUUUAAUUGAUUCUCGUGGCUCGCAGCAUAGAGGAUUGGUAUUUGAAAGCUAUUUGAAACGUCGUAUGGGAACUGUUGAAUUAAAAGAUCAAGUAGAAGUUUUAAAAUGGUUAGCGGAAACGACCGGAUACAUUGAUUUGAAUCGAGUAGCUCUUCACGGUUGGUCUUACGGUGGUUAUCUUAGUCUCAUGGGUUUGAUACAAUAUCCCGAUGUAUUUAAGUUGGCGAUAGCCGGAGCACCUGUAACAUCAUGGAACUUUUACGACACUGGUUAUACCGAACGUUACAUGGACCUUCCACAAAAUAAUCCUCACGGUUAUAUGAGCGGUUCGGUUCUAACAUAUGUUAGCAAAUUUCCCGAUGAAGAAAAUAGACUUCUUAUUAUUCACGGACUGAUAGACGAGAACGUACACUUUUUUCACACCAGUCAGUUGAUCAAUGCUCUUGUAAAAAUUGGCAAACCAUAUCAACUGCAAAUUUAUCCUAAUGAAAGGCACAGUCUUCGAAAUCUAGAUGCUAGUAAACAUUACGAAACCACCUUGCUAUCGUUUCUGCAAAAUUAUUUAUGAACCUAUUCUUUUUAUUACGCUCAAUUAGACAAAUUGAUUGAUCAACGGCUAGAUAAAAAAAAUAAAAAAACAAACAAAAGCAAACAAAAAAAAA